This is a messenger RNA of Formica exsecta, 6800 nucleotides long. RefSeq names its product protein daughterless-like (gene da). Gene Ontology annotation, molecular function: RNA polymerase II cis-regulatory region sequence-specific DNA binding; DNA-binding transcription factor activity, RNA polymerase II-specific; protein dimerization activity. Gene Ontology annotation, biological process: regulation of transcription by RNA polymerase II. Gene Ontology annotation, cellular component: transcription regulator complex. The record is from RefSeq and is a predicted model, not a curated record. NCBI's taxonomy places the organism in Eukaryota, Metazoa, Arthropoda, Insecta, Hymenoptera, Formicidae. Bases 130 to 1515 code for a protein of 461 amino acids. The transcript is spliced from 11 exons.
UAUUUUUUUUUUUUCGCAGAUGGCAAUACCGCAGGAACCGGUCCUGGAGAUCCGUGGACGGGUGGCGGUGGUGUUCAACCCCCAUACAGUGGAUAUGCACCCCCUCACCUGGCGCAGCCAGCCUACCCAAUGCACCUACCCCACGACCCCAUGGCAUACUCGGCGAUGUCGCCGAACGGUGAAUCUGCAGCGCCGAUCAUGGGCUCGGCGGUGACCAGUGCGGCUUCCCUGCCGCCAAUGUCGACAUUCCGGGGUAGCGCCGCGGUUGCGGCGAACAGCGGCACAGGGGCGCCGUCCCCGGCAUCGUUGCAAUAUAGCCAUAGUCCUGGUGCACCGACGACCGCGCCUUCCGCGCCCAACGCUGCGCCCACGACGAACCAGCAAUCUACCACGGACGACACCCUCGGCAAGACCCUCGCAUCAGUCGUAAGCAACCGAAUUUUUCCCACGGACCAAUCAGUAUCCAGUUAUAGCAGUAAUCCAUCUACGCCCGUCAGUUCGCCGCCACCUUUAACCAGCUCGGCACCAGGCUGGGCAUCUGGAGCCGCGCCAGUGUCUCCGCAUUUUACAGCGGAUCCAAAUCGUGGUAUUCACAUGCCGGCGCCUGAACAGCAGAGGCUAGACGAUGCCAUCGGCUUCCUUCGCGACCAUGCCGAGUUGGUACAGGGGACACGGAUGGAGGAACGGCUAGACGAUGCCAUAAACGUUCUGAGGAAUCACGCCGAGAGUCAAGUGGGCCUUCACCUCGGCCCGGUUGGUCCACACGGCGGGAUAUACUCGCAUACCUCACCACCGCAGCUGGACCAUCUGACGAGUCCACAUCCUGCGGUAACGGUAACGCAACCUCAGGGUUCCUACCCCGGUCUUACGCCCACGCCCGAUACAGAUGGUUCCAUUAAAAUAGAAAGGUUACCUGUGACGAAUGCCAAAUACAUCUCCUUAGAAAAGAGAAAAGAUCCGCCCGACAGUAGUGGUGGUGAGACGAAGCCAUCGAGCAGCGAACUUGCAGCAGGUGUAAUCGGGGCUGCUACAGUGAAUUCGACGUCGCAGGGAAAAGGGACGAAGAGAUCACGUAGAUAUUGUUCGAGCGCUGACGAAGACUGCGACGAUCCUGGUACUAAAGCAGUGCGCGAGAAAGAACGUCGCCAGGCCAACAACGUGCGUGAAAGGAUACGUAUCAGGGAUAUCAACGAAGCUCUAAAAGAACUUGGCAGAAUGUGUAUGACGCAUCUGAAGACGGACAAACCUCAAACGAAACUUGGUAUUCUCAACAUGGCUGUUGAAGUUAUAAUGACACUCGAACAACAAGUCAGAGAACGGAACCUUAACCCGAAAGCUGCGUGCUUAAAAAGAAGAGAGGAGGAAAAAGCCGAGGAUGGCCCUAAGUUACCAGGCCAUCUUGCAGCGCACAUAGCACAUCCGCAUUCUCAUCCACAUGCACACUCCCAACCACCCUUCCCCACAUUACCUGGUCCACAACCUUCCCUUCAGCACAAUCCACCACAACCGCAGUAGCAGCGGCUUAGUGGCGGUAUCAUUCUGUGUUAAGGGGUAGAUACAUCUUAAAAUCGAUAACAAAUUUACGAAUAUGACUUGCAUAUCUACAUAGAAAUUUUUUCUGCUCUCAUAUAAGUUGUAGGAGUGUGCAAAAAAUUAUGAAUAUUAUUGUGCUGCAUUGGCGGAAAAAAUAAAAGAAGAGGAGAAUAUAAAAAAAUUGUUCCACCCUCUAUCAUUUGGUUUUAAUAUCUUUAUUACUGUAUUAAUGUAUUAAUAUAUUAUAUAUUUUAAUAUUAUUACAAUUGUUACUAUUAUAAUUAUUUGCAUAAAAUCUGAAUCGCGCUUUGAAAUCAUGAUCUAUCUAUUCAUUUUACAAUAUGUGUUUCAGUAUUACUGCAAAAGCGGUACAUAAGAAUAGCCAUAAUUUUUUUGUAGCACUUCUCCAAUAUGCAGUUAAUAAGAAAAGUUGUAUGCUCACAUAAGCAUAGUGCAAGUAGUUUUAAGAGGCAUCUACCCCCUCAAGGCGGCUUCAAAUUAUUUUUAUAAAUAGCGGAAAGAAAAAAAAACACAAAGGAAUAUGGUUCCUCUCUUUCGAGAUAUAUAAUGUGUAGUACGAUCGAAGUUUUAUUAACGGUCGGACUUCGCUGCUGACUCAUGUUAAAUUGCCCAUUUUUGUGUAUACACUACCGUUUACGUUAUAACGCGCAAUAGGUAGGAAGAGAACUCGAGUUGGCUGAAAACAGAGUCACUGACUAAAGAUAAAGAUAAAGGCAACAUAUUUUCGGUUCGAUUACAGAAAUUAGAUAUACUUUACUUAUCUAAAUUGACGAAAUCGGCCAAUUCCGAUGAUUGAAAGCCUUUUGCAAGAUUUAUUCAUUUUUCAUUGAAUAUAGCUUGUUAUACCGGUGUAAAUAACAUAGAUUAUGUUGCCUUUAUAUUGAUCAUUAGACGUUGGCAAUACUGUAUAUAGAGACUAUUGUUUACGAGCGUUCAAAAUAUGAAUGUUGAAGAUGCUAGCGGUUCGUUCACGCUCGCGAAAAACGCCAUCCUGCAACUGACUCGCGGUGUGAUAAGAAAAUCACAUUCCGAUACUUGCAGCUUCUUUCUUGACACAUACAAUUUUAUUGAAAACAAAGAAAACGAGUUUUUUUUUCAUUUAUGUUAUUGAAUUAAAAAAACUUGCUUUUAAGCUAAAAAAAUAUAUAUUACUGAAUCAUAAUUUAACAUAUAUGAUACUAUAUAUAAACUAUGUAAAAACAUAUAUGUUAUAUUUAUGGAUUUGAAAUAUAUCAAUAUUUUGGUUGGAAAUAUUGUCCAAUUUGAUAAAAAAGCUGCAAUUUUCAAAUAAUAACGAAUAUUUCUUGUGACAUCGCGUUACGUAAAAUACUCUAACUUUUAAAAUCAAUACUAUUAUUAUCUGAAAAAAUAUGAAAAGGAAGAUGGCUGCAAAGAUACCUUACUUAACAAAGUUAUCACAUAUAUUUAUUUUAUUAUUUUUCAAGCGUUUUAUGGCUAGAAUUUGAUCAUGUAUGCCAUUUAAGUGCCAUUUAGAACUCUCUUGAUUUUAACAUCAAGCUGGAUAUUAUUAAAACAUUCAAUUAUAGUUUAUAUUAAAUAUAAUUUAUAUAUCCCUGCUAUUACAUGCAGAUUAUUUUUAACCGGUAAGCCAUUUUAAUUUUUUUGGAUUGUAUAAAAUAUUUCUAUAGUAACUGUAGGAAAAAAUAGCGUGAACGAUCCGUAUCCAAAACCGAAAGCGUACUUUAUAAGGAAUAACACUAUAAGAGAUAACAUUCGCGCAUUUCAAUGAAUAAUUUGUUUUAUUUUACUUUGAUGAUCGUUCGGAUGAUCUUUAAUUUAAGAAUAAUGGAGGAUUUUUAAUUUAAGAAGCCAUUUUAGAACAUCCUUGAAUUAUAUAUUAAUCAAUUUUACUAAUUAUAUAUCUUUUUUAUCUGUAUUUUGACACAAAAAGAUAUAAAUUAAAAUGGAAUAGAUUGUUUUAAUACAGCAAAAAAAAAAUGAGAAAAAAGAUUGGGCAGUUAAAACAUGCACAAAAGGAAGCUCUAAGAAAAUCAAAAUUAUUCAAAUAGUACGCUUUGUUUUCAUAGCAAUUUGUUAUGAUGAGUGCGUUGCAAUAUAUCAUUAGCAAGAAUUGGGAUACAUUUAUAUAUUAGACGUGUGUAUUGCGAAAAAUAUCACAAUGCUUGAUGCGAAAUGCAUCCUUUUCGUGACAUAUAAUAACAUAUGUUCAAAGGAUGUACUUUGCAAUUACAUUACACAAUGCUUUUCAUUAUCGAUGUUGCUGGAGAUAAAAAAUUUUACAAUGGCAUUCACUGGUUUUGGUAUAUUGUCGAUUCACUCUGAACCUCUUUGGGCCUUCGGGGUGUUCCUCUUCCUGCGCUAUCUUUGCCAUUGAUCAUUUGGGCAAAAUUUCUGUACUUAUAUGUACGCGAUAAAGUGGAAUAUAGAUGAAACAAAUGGAAUAAAUAAGCUUCGUAAGACGUGCUUAAGAUCGUUACGAACACAAUUCAACUCGCACAAGUAUGAGAAGAGACAAACCAACCCCAAUCAUAAUCAUGAUUAAUUAUUAUUAAUUAUUAUUAUUAUUAUUUUAUCAGUUAAUUACCGCCAAUGAGAUCUUUCGUGAAGGAAAAAAACGACACAUUUUUGUUUUUGAACAAAAAUAUAGCUCAAACGUAUCUGUACCCAGUUGCCAUGUAUUUUAAUUUAUAUUUAAAUUCUUAAAUAAAUUUUAUUGAAAAAAUGAAAAACCCAACAAAAAAGCAUUGAGUGUCCGUGUUUACUUCGCCUCUUUUCUGCUCUACUUUCUUUUUCCCUUUCUGUUGGUCUAUUGAGAAUAUUCUCUUGCACAAUGUACACGUAUAGCUAUAUUUUUCUUCAAAAGUAUGAAAGUGUUUCAAAGUUUAAGAAUGGAAAAUUAUACAAAUAUUAUAUGAUUCUGUUCGGGUUCUGUGACAAACCUUUUUCUUUAUGUCAUUCGAGAGCUAAAUUCAUAUCAAAACAAACAUAUGUCAAACACAUAUCAUGUAUAUUUAUUGUAGUUAUUGUACAAAAUAUUGUCUCUUGAUUAAUCUUUAAAUGUCAUAUUUUUAAAUGAUCAUUUAAAUUAAUUUUUAAGUGGUCUUUUCUUUAUCGUUUUCGUAUGACCAUGUUCUUCUGAAUUACAUAAUUUAAUCAUAACAAAUUGUUUACAAAAUUAUAUAAUGCUUAUGAAAUUAUAUGAUUAUCUUAAGCGAUAAUAUGCUGUGUAUGCGGAAUUUUGUUCAAGAUCAAGCUUGUAUAAGUUGGUUUUCCUUUCCUGCAUAUAGGUAUCUAUACAGGACUUUCAAUUUUAAUAACAAUUAAAUGUUUGUCUCAUUCACAUGAGAUAUGACGUGCUGAAAAAUUUGUAUGAAGUACUCUGCAGUUAAACGUACACAAAUGUGGAAAUGUAAAAUAAAAAUCAUUCUAUGAUUGUAAAUCAAAUGCAAUUAUUCAGAGAUGGCUAAGAAAUACUAUUAAUACUCUAACGUAAUAUUUGAUACAAUAUUGACAUUGUAGAUAUAUUUUUAUUUUCUGAUGUUUUCAAAUCAAUCAAUGAUAGCAGACAAGAGAAUUAAUAAGAUUGUUCCAAUAUUGAUUUUUAUAAGCUGUAAGCUCGUUUAAAUAUUUUCUAGGAAGUACUUAUUGUAAAAUUACUUUUGUUCUCGAUCAGGAUCUAUAGACUAGGAAAUCUGAUCGGCAAGAACUCGCACAACCUCGCUCCACGUUUAAUUAAUAAUCAUUAAUCAUGCUCCGUUGCUUCGGUGCGACAUUUUAUAAUUAUAAAAUCAUACUUAAUAAAAAGAGAGAGAGAGAGAAAGAACGAAAAAAAAACGUAACGAUUGUACAUUGCGAUAAACUGCAGAAAAAGCCGCUCACAAACACUAAUAAAAUACACGAUCACACACUUGUAUUCGCGAAGGUAAUCAUGUAAAAUAAUAACGACAAUAAAUAGCUCGUAAGCCAGUCUAAGCUAGACACUUGUCGAUAGUCGUAGAUAGUCAAAGUGAAGCUGAAGAGCGAAGACACCGUCUAUACGGGGGGGAUUUGAAGUCCAAAUCAUCGGCCAUAAAGGCUCCUUCACACAGACCUUUGUACAUGAAACGAAAUAAUUAUGCUCUUAAUAAUGGCGUUAUUUUCGAAUAAGUACAUAUCGAGGAUAUCAAGGGGCACCGCAUUUUCGUUUGAUAUAACGAGUUGGUUGAUAAAUUCCGAUAAGAAAUCAAUUUAUAAUUAUUGUUAAGCGUAAAUAACAAUGAGAAAACGUAAGGAAUUAUUUGUUGCAGUCUAAUUGUGUAAGGAUUCAGUUUUAUUGGUAUAAUUGCGAAUCGAUAAUUAUCAUAUCAUGUAAGGUGUAACUAUAUUAGAUAUAUAAUAUUGUAUAAUAUGUAAUAAAAAGGAUUAAUGCGUAAGAGUGGGUUGUAGACAGUUUGUGUGAAUGGGCCUGAAGGAUAUUGAAACCGAUUUCUUCGACCCUACAUGCGAUUAAAAAGAAUGCGACUAUUAAUAUUAACGAAGUACGAGAUGAAUAUAUAAAUAUAUAAACUCUUCUCUUAACAAAAGAGAGAAAGAGAAUAAGCGAGAGAGCGCGAGAGAGGGAGAGAAAGAAAGAAUGUGAGAGAGUGAAUAAAUGUAUCGAUUGAGAAAGAAAAAAGAUAUGUAAUUAUAUCAUUAGUAUAUAUAAUAUUACUAUCACACUAAUAUAAUAAAUGUGCCAUUUUUUCCAUAAUCGCAGUGUCGCCUAACGUGGAUCCUUGGCGAUCCGUCAAACUUUUUCUUUUUUGUUUCUCUUUUUAAUACAUCAUUCUGAUAUAUGCUAUUUGCCAUCAUUUAUUUUUUUUUCUUUCUCACUCGUUAUUUUAUUUGUAUAUUGUAUUCUCAGUAUUUUAGACAAUAUUUACAUUACGUUUUACGUUUUGCUCCUAUGAUACGUUUCGGUUUAAGUUUAAUUAUACUUCAUUAUACACAGAACUUUACGAUUAGCUACAUUAUGCACAGUAUGUAGAUACUUUUAGACAUUAACGAGUACAGCACGAUUUGUACUUGCUCAUCGUCUCUAACUGAUGACGAAUACAUUUUAUGAACUAUUGCAGUACAGAUAUGAACAUUUGUAGAGUCCACAUACUUUGGACUUUAUAUUUCUCGUACCUCAUGUUAUACAAGACAAGAUCAACGCGUUACAAUUUUCAUACGCUACAUAUGAUCAUUUCUUUACGAAGAGGGAAUAAAAACGCAAACGGAAAUAAACUUAUUAAUUUAAUCUA